This is a messenger RNA of Zonotrichia albicollis (white-throated sparrow), 4162 nucleotides long. The record is from RefSeq and is a predicted model, not a curated record. NCBI's taxonomy places the organism in Eukaryota, Metazoa, Chordata, Aves, Passeriformes, Passerellidae.
CCCUCGGGAGCGGCAGUGGGAGGCAGUGGAGCUGGCCUCGGCAGCGGGAGAGGCUGGACUUCCCGCGUGUCUGUGCUGAAUGGCUGCGAUGGCGCCCGCUCUCACUGACGCAGCAGCCGAAGCUCACCACAUCCGAUUCAAGCUGGCUCCCCCGUCCUCCACCUUGUCGCCUGGCAGUGCCGAGAGCAACGGCAACGCCAACAACAUCCUCCUGGCUGCCAACGGCACCAAAAGGAAAGCCAUUGCUCCGGAGGAUCCCAGUCUAGAUUUCCGAAACAACCCCACCAAGGAAGAGCUGGGCAAGCUGCAGCCACUAGUGGCCUCUUAUCUCUGCUCGGAUGUAACAUCUGUCUCUUCAAAAGAGCCUCUGAAGCUGCAAGGAGUCUUCAACAAGCAGACAGUCCUUAAAUCUCACUCUCUCUUAUCUCAGUCCUUUUUGAAAACAAGUGAUCUGUUGGGGAGGCAACCAGUGUUGGAAUUCACUUUGGAGAAUCUAAAAACAAUGAGUACCAAUAGCCAGCCACCUCUCCCGCAAGCGCCUGUGAAUGGCUUGGCCAAGAAAUUGGCCAAAAGUACCAAUUCAGACCAUGAAAACUCUAGUUCCCUGAAUGGUGGGAAGUGUGCUUCUCCUUCUGCUGCCCUCCAGACUGUUGACUAUAACACAGGAGGUUCUGAAUUGGGGGACUUGAAGACCGGCUUGACCAAUUGCACUCUUCCACACAGAAGCCUUGAUGCAGAGCACGCAACUCCCUUUAGCAAUAAUAGCACUGCAAAUAAACCCUCCCUGAACUCCGCAGAGCAGCAGUGGGUGCUGGAGGGCGGCAGCGGGGACGCGCGGGUGCCCGGUGUCAGCAGCAGCAAGCUGGAGGAGCAGAAGCCCUCGGUGCUGCCCGCUCAGCACAGCGCUCUGGACUCGGAGAUGAGGACGAGGGCCCUGCUGCGGCGGCAGGCGGACAUCGAGAGCCGAGCCCGGCGGCUGCAGAAGCGCUUGCAGGUGGUGCAGGCCAAGCAGGUGGAGAGACACAUCCAGCAGCAGUUGGGCGGCUUCUUGGAGAAAACGCUGAGCAAGCUUCCAGCCUUGGACCCCUUGAGGCAUCGGAGCCAGCUGAUGCUGACCAGAAAAGCAGAAGCAGCCUUGAGGAAAGCUGCGAGCGAGACAGUUACUUCGGAAGGCCUGAGCAACUUCCUGAAGAGUGAUUCAAUAUCAGAGGAACUGGAGAGAUUCACGGCCAGUGGCAUGGCCAACUUGAGAUGCAGCGAGCAGGCCUUCGACUCGGAUGUCACUGACAGCAGCUCGGGGGGAGAGUCGGACGUUGAAGAGGAGGAACUGACCAAAGCAGACCCAGAACAACCCCACGUACCACUGAGGCGGAGGGCAGAGUGGAGGUGGGCAGCAGACCGCGCCGCCAUCGUCAGCCGCUGGAACUGGCUGCAGGCCCACGUGUCGGACCUGGAGUACCGCAUCCGGCAGCAGACGGACAUCUACAAACAGAUCAGAGCCAACAAGGGGCUGAUAGUUCUUGGUGAGGCUUCGCCCCCUGACCCUGCAGUAGAUGAUUCCUCCCGUCCUGUUAGAGCUGAAGUCAGGCUGGAGCCUGGGGCUGAGCGCCUGGGUGUGUCUGGAUCCCAGCCCCUAGAAAGCUUGGGAAUUUCUGCUGCAAAUACUCCUGAAUCCCAUCCCACCAAGCCCUGUGGAGCACCAAGACCUGUCAAUGGAGUUAUUAACACUCUGCAGCCUGGCCUGGCAGAACACGCUCAGGGAGAUGGCCAGGAGGCCGAGGAGCUGCUCCACAAGAGGCAGCGCCUGUCGCUGGUGCCCGCGGACGGGACGUGCGUGGCCGCUCGCACCCGCCCCGUCCUCAGCUGCAAGAAGCGGCGCCUCGUCCGACCCAGCACCAUCAUGCCCCUCUCCAAAAAGAUGUGCCGACGAGCCUGCACUUCCAGAGCAUGUUGAAAUCCCAGUGGCAGAACAAGCCCUACGAGAAAACUAAAGCUCCCAAGAAGCUGUCGCUGAAGCACAGAGCCCCCGUGCCCCCCAGCCUGGCUGACCCCGCGCGCAAGGACCGCCACAAGCUGGUCAACUCCUUCUUCACCGCGGCCAAGCGCUCCCAUCAAAAAGCCCAAGCAGACAAGGCACACAGGCCGCCUUUAGACGAUUUUUCGGCCGUGUCCAAGGCCGAGAGAGCGCCAGAGCGCUCUGCCCAGCCUCCUGCCUUUGACAAAAAGCGAUUGCGAGACUGCUCAUCUGAGAGGAGUGAAGUGUUGAAGCACCACACGGACGUCGGUGGCCCGAGCUACCUGUCAGCAGCUGUGACCCCCACCCCUCACAGCCCCAUAGCUCGGCAGCUCUCCACCUCCUCCGAGGGCUCUGCUCCAGCCAGCUCUGCUUCCCAGGGCACCUCUGGCACUGCUCAGCCGAGGAGGAGGAGGGGUGAGAGCUCCUUUGACAUAAACAACAUCGUCAUCCCCAUGUCCGUGGCUGCCACCACCCGCGUGGAGAAGCUGCAGUACAAGGAGAUCCUCACCCCCAGCUGGCGUGAAGUUGAUAUCAGUGCUCUGAAAACCAACCCUGAGGAGGACAACGAGGAGGUUGAGGAUUUGUCAGAUUCAGCGUUCGCUGCUCGGCACGGGAAGUGUGAGGAGAUGGAGCGGGCGCGGUGGCUCUGGAGCACGAGUGUCCCCCCUCAGCGCCGGGGCAGCAGGUCCUACAGAUCAACAGAUGGACGGACAACCCCUCAGCUGGGGAACCCCUCGACUCCCCAGCCAGCAUCCCCUGAGGUGGGCAACUACCACUCCCACUUGGAGCUGUCCCACACCCACUCACCACGCAGCCCCAUCAGCCCCGAACUGCUCUGUGCCCCCCUGACCCCCCUGUCCCCCUCCUCCUCCUCUUCCUCCUCCUCCUCCUCCUCCUCCUCCUGCUCUGCAGUCCUGCGGCCAGCGCACAGAUAGAGACACACGGGAGACAUGAGCAAACCAACACACAGAACUAACUCUUGGCAUUAAAGCUUCCAAAAUCUGCGUUUGAUAUUCAAACAUCCUGCCGGGAAUUUUCACAGUUUUUAGUGAAUUUAAGGAGUUUAGAAACUGUUGUUUUCCUUUUUUUUUUUUUUGUUUUGUUUCUUUUUUUUUUUUUUUUCCUUCUCCAUGUUUCCUCGUCACAUGAAUGAGCCCCCAGAUUCCUCCCAGCGGAGUGAAGCCUCGGGAGGGGAGCAGCCCACCAGACCCCCUCCCCUUUCCUCCCUCCUUUAGGUGUAUAAAACUAGAGCACAGGAUUUAGCUGACUAGCAGAUUUCGGGGAUAGUUUUUCCCACCAAAAGGGUGUCGUUUUCUCUUAACCCACUCCCCCCACCCUGAAAGGUUUUAGUGGAGUGAAAUUAGUGGUGAAAAGUGAUGUCUUGGGAUUGCAACCUUCACUGUCUGGCUGUCCUCACCUGCAGAGUGCCCACCUGCACUUCACCCUCCUGCGUUUUCCUGCCCCAGGUUGUAGUUCCAGGUAUCCAAAGGGGGGGAUUCUGUCCCUCCCUGGUCCUCGCUCUGCCCCUGGGGACACCUCUCCCUUCCUUCUCCCCUGGUUUGGAGCAGCCUGGCUCUGGCUGCAUUCCUGGCAGGGGGAAAGGAGGGACCUUGUGGCUGCUCCACACUCAGCUUGGCAAGGGUGGGAGUUGGGGGGAAGCACCUUGUGCACACCGGGUGUGUGGCGAGGGCAGGGAGGGGAAGAGCCCCCGAUGCUUUGAGCAGGAGCAGAAUUCCCGGAGCGCUUGGCUGAUGCCCUUUGGGGUGAGGCUGUUCAGCUGGGGCUGGGGGAGCUGUGAGCGAGGCCGGGCACAAGGGGGCAGAGAGAGAAGAAUGGAGGCAGCUCCUGGUGGGGGAUCGGGCUCACCACAGCUUCGCUCCACUCCCGCACCGUCCCAGCUCCGGUGCCGGUUCCGUUUCAUUUCGGGGCGCCCGCCGUGCCCCCUCCUGACAGGUCUUUGAGUUUGAGCCCAGUUCGUUGUUCCUCCCCGUCCCCUCCCGCAGCGAUCCCGGACCCUGCACACCGUCCCCAUGUCACGCUUCCCGCUCCCGACGGUGUGGCUCCUGGGCCCUGUCCUGUUGCUAGCAUUGUGCCUGUCUUAUGUAUAAUCACAUCACCAAAAAAAGAAAACGGGAAAAAAAAAAA